UUAUUCAUUGUAACGGCUUUCAAAUGACUGUGUCCCAGGUUAUACGUUCUGCAAACAAACUUUUUGUUGGCAACAUUCCUUGGACGGUAAGUCAUCGUGAAUUGAAGAAACAUUUUGCAGAAUUUGGACACAUUUCAUCAGCAAGUGUCGUUUUUGAUAAAGCUUCUGGCAUUUCCAAAGGUUUUGGAUUCGUUCAGUUUAGUGCCAAAGGUGGCAUCCAGAACGCACUAAAUAAACAAGUCCAUAAUUUAGAAGGAAAUGUUUUAAAUAUUAAAGCCGUUUGAAAUUAAAAUUUACCAUAAACUUUUGUA
Molecule: messenger RNA, 311 nt
Organism: Ctenocephalides felis (cat flea)
Lineage: Eukaryota; Metazoa; Arthropoda; Insecta; Siphonaptera; Pulicidae
Product: SRA stem-loop-interacting RNA-binding protein, mitochondrial-like
Exons: 1
Coding region: 24-284 (86 amino acids)
Molecular function (GO): RNA binding
Source: RefSeq, a predicted model, not a curated record